CCUUUACAUUCACACCCAAGGAAAAUUAAAAACAAAGAACCAAAAGUCAUGUGAAUUCUUGAACGACACGAACACAACCUCGCCCAUAGACCGACACCAGCAGCAAACACCUCCCUUCUUUAUAAAACCCAAAUAGGCAGAGAGCAGCUGCAAAACAUAAAAAAAAGCUCUCCAAAUUCACAAAUCUCAGGUUUUUGUCGCACGAAAAGAAUCGCAAUGGCUGCAGUGGGAGUCGAGAUCAAGCACCCGGAGGCCGUGCCGGAGGAGGCCUGCUCCGCUAAGGCAACCAAGCAAGGCGAGGGGCUUAGGCAGUACUAUCUCCAGCACAUUCACGAGCUUCAGCUCCAGGUCCGCCAGAAGACCCACAACCUCAAUCGUCUCGAAGCUCAGCGUAACGAGCUCAAUUCCCGAGUGAGAAUGCUCAGGGAAGAACUACAGCUGCUUCAGGAGCCUGGAUCAUAUGUAGGGGAAGUUGUUAAAGUGAUGGGGAAGAACAAGGUUUUGGUUAAGGUUCAUCCAGAAGGGAAAUAUGUCGUUGAUAUUGAUAAAAACAUUGAUGUCACAAAGAUCACACCAUCAACAAGAGUUGCUCUCCGCAAUGACAGCUAUGUUCUUCAUUUGAUCUUGCCCAGCAAAGUAGAUCCUUUGGUUAACCUUAUGAAAGUUGAAAAAGUUCCUGAUUCUACAUAUGAUAUGAUCGGUGGUCUUGAUCAGCAAAUCAAAGAAAUAAAGGAGGUCAUUGAACUUCCAAUUAAACAUCCUGAAUUGUUUGAGAGUCUUGGUAUAGCUCAGCCAAAGGGCGUGCUGCUUUAUGGGCCACCUGGCACUGGGAAAACACUAUUGGCUAGGGCUGUGGCCCAUCACACUGACUGCACAUUCAUCAGGGUUUCUGGUUCGGAGUUAGUUCAGAAAUAUAUUGGGGAAGGCUCUAGAAUGGUUAGAGAACUUUUCGUCAUGGCCAGGGAACAUGCUCCAUCUAUCAUUUUUAUGGAUGAAAUCGACAGUAUCGGUUCUGCUCGUAUGGAAUCUGGUAGUGGCAAUGGUGACAGUGAGGUGCAGCGGACUAUGCUGGAGCUUCUCAACCAGUUGGAUGGAUUUGAGGCAUCAAACAAGAUCAAGGUUUUAAUGGCCACAAAUCGUAUUGAUAUUCUGGAUCAAGCCCUCCUUAGGCCAGGACGAAUUGACAGGAAGAUUGAAUUCCCAAAUCCUAAUGAAGAGUCUCGUUGGGAUAUCUUGAAAAUCCAUUCAAGAAGAAUGAAUUUAAUGCGUGGAAUUGACUUGAAGAAGAUUGCAGAGAAGAUGAAUGGUGCGUCUGGUGCAGAACUGAAGGCUGUUUGCACAGAAGCGGGGAUGUUUGCUUUGAGGGAGAGAAGAGUUCAUGUGACACAAGAAGAUUUUGAGAUGGCAGUUGCCAAGGUAAUGAAGAAGGAGACCGAGAAGAACAUGUCAUUGCGCAAGUUGUGGAAGUAAUUAUGCACGCUAUCGUGGUGUUCUUGGAGGCAAUGUAGGCGUAAAAGACAGAUGUUUAGAAGGCAGUGAAAUUCUAAGAAGAGGAUACAAGCAAGCAUGGGCGUAUUGCCGUUGUUGCUACUAUGCUUUUGCAUUUUGCUUGCUUACUUGGUGGGGGAGUUUUUAGUUGCAUACAUACCACUUUCCUGACUUAAAAGUUAAAAGGGCUGUGGACUUGUGGUAUUCGUUUUAAA
Messenger RNA from Prunus avium (sweet cherry), 1703 nucleotides. RefSeq names its product 26S proteasome regulatory subunit 8 homolog A. Gene Ontology annotation, molecular function: ATP hydrolysis activity; ATP binding. The record is from RefSeq and is a predicted model, not a curated record. NCBI's taxonomy places the organism in Eukaryota, Viridiplantae, Streptophyta, Magnoliopsida, Rosales, Rosaceae.